Acaulospora morrowiae is the source of this 372-nucleotide messenger RNA. Lineage: Eukaryota; Fungi; Glomeromycota; Glomeromycetes; Diversisporales; Acaulosporaceae. The record is from the annotation of a GenBank genome assembly.
AUGAGUAUAGGGGAACUUUCUCAACAGCGUCGUGCUAAUGUGGAGAUAGCGACUUUCGCCCAUCCCGGGCACAACGUGAGAAAACCGUUCACCCGAAAGUAUUCCCGGAGUCUCUGUCUAAUAGGGCCGUCAAGAAAGACUACCGAGAAAGAAAAAGGAAGUUCGCUUGAGUUUCGUCCGUCCCGGGCACAACCACCUAUGUUAAUGUUUUCGUUUGAAGACAUGGGGUGGUAUAAAGUCGACGGUGCUAGAAUGAUUGAUCGUCGUGAUGGCAUGAUCAGCUGUGGUGCUCAUGAGAAACAUUCGUUUAGUAGCAGUAAUAUCUAUUCGGAAGUAUUUGAAAUUGCGUUUGUUACCAUUAGAGCUCUUAUG